AUGUGUCAACUGGAUAGCCUUCCUGAGCCCCAGCCCCUACCCCAGCCUGAUACCCUUCCUGAGCCCCAGCCCAAUACCCUUCCUGACCCCAAGCCCCUACCGCAGCCCCUACCCCAGCCUGAGCCCCAGCCACUACCCCAGCUGGAUAGCCUUCCUGAGCCCCAGCCACUACCCAAGCCCCUACCCCAGCUGGAUAGCCUUCCUGAGCCCCAACCCCUACCCCAGCUGGAUAGCUUUCCUGCGCCCAAGCCCCUACCCCAACUGGAUAGCCUUCCUGAGCCCAAGCCCCUACCCCAGCUGGAUAGCCUUCCUGAGCCCAAGCCCCUACCCCAGCUGGAUAGCCUUCCUGAGCCCAAGCCCCUACCCCAGCUGGAUAAACUUCCUGAGCCCAAGCCCCUACCCCAGCUGGAUAGCCUUCCUGAGCCCAAGCCCCUACCCCAGCCCGAUAGCCUUCCUGAGCCCAAGCCCCUACCCCAGCCCGAUACCCUUCCUGAGCCCAAGCCCCUAACCCAGCCCCUACCACAGCCUGAUACCCUUCCUGAGCCCCAGCCCCUACCCCAGCCCAAUACCCUUCCUGAGCCCAACCUGAUACCCUUCCCUGAGCCCCAGCCCCUACCCCAGCCCGAUACCCUUCCUGAGCCCAAGCCCCUACCCCAGCCCGAUACCCUUCCUGAGCCCAAGCCCCUACCCCAGCCCCCUCCUGAGCCCAAGCCCCUACCCCAGCUGGAUAGCCUUCCUGAGCCCAAGCCCCUACCCCAGCCCGAUACCCUUCCUGAGCCCAAGCCCCUACCCCAGCUGGAUACCCUUCCUGAGCCCAAGCCCCUACCCCAGCUGGAUACCCUUCCUGAGCCCAAGCCCCUACCCCAGCUGGAUACGCUUCCUGAGCCCAAGCCCCUACCCCAGCUGGAUAGCCUUCCUGAGCCCAAGCCCCUACCCCAGCCCGAUACCCUUCCUGAGCCCAAGCCCCUACCCCAGCUGGAUACCCUUCCUGAGCCCAAGCCCCUACCCCAGCUGGAUACCCUUCCUGAGCCCAAGCCCCUACCCCAGCUGGAUACCCUUCCUGAGCCCAAGCCCCUACCCCAGCUGGAUAGCCUUCCUGAGCCCAAGCCCCUACCCCAGCCCGAUACCCUUCCUGAGCCCAAGCCCCUACCCCAGCUGGAUACCCUUCCUGAGCCCAAGCCCCUACCCCAGCUGGAUACCCUUCCUGAGCCCAAGCCCCUACCCCAGCUGGAUACCCUUCCUGAGCCCAAGCCCCUACCCCAGCUGGAUACCCUUCCUGAGCCCAAGCCCCAGUCUGAAGAGGAGCUGGAUAGCCUUCCUGAGCCCCAGCCCCUAACCCAGCCCCUACCCCAGCCCGAUACCCUUCCUGAGCCCCAGCCCCUACCCCAGCCCGAUACCCUUCCUGAGCCCAAGCCCCAGCCCGAUCCUGAGCCCAAGCCCCUACCCCAGCUGGAUACCCUUCCUGAGCCCAAGCCCCUACCCCAGCUGGAUACCCUUCCUGAGCCCAAGCCCCAGUCUGAAGAGGAAGUGAAGCCCUGGGUGUGGACACAUCACCGUAUACUCCUUCUCUUCCUCCUGGCAUCCUCCUCCUGCGCCUCCAUAGUGGGCCUGACCUACUACUCCCAGCAGCACCUCCCACCAGAGAGCACACCUCCAGCCUCUCCUCCAUGUACCUCCCCGGCUUGUCACAGAGCUACCACCCGUCUGCCCGUCUCAGUUGACCACUUUACUUAG
Oncorhynchus nerka (sockeye salmon) is the source of this 1734-nucleotide messenger RNA. Its product is annotated as formin-2-like. The coding region runs from base 1 to 1734 and encodes 577 amino acids. The record is from RefSeq and is a predicted model, not a curated record. Lineage: Eukaryota; Metazoa; Chordata; Actinopteri; Salmoniformes; Salmonidae. The transcript is spliced from 8 exons.